AGUGGUUGUGUACAAAGUUGGAGGGAGGACGGGGAGCGGGCUUGACCACGGUGACCUGUCCGCCGCGUCACACCACUCCGCGUUGUGCCUGUGGUACGAGCGUGGCUCCGACCUUUACCCACGGCAACAUUCGCUUGUCACUCAAGGCAAGACGCUGGGGAGGGCAAGAAAGGGGUCAGGAGAGAGGCAGCAGCCGAGGCAAGUGCCAAGCUUCGGAAAAGCGCAAACGAAAAUCGGAGGGAACUCAAGCAGCGGAGCCCGCGCCAAGGUCAGCUUCCCCAAACAAGCGUGUGAAGAGUGGAGAAACUGAUACAGAGGCCAGAACGCAGUCAGACAGCCACGGCAAAGUGAGCGUCUGUCUGGAGAGGGACGCGAGUAGCGGUGAGGCGCACACUAGCGCAGGCGCCAAAGCGGGGGCCAGUGCCCCGAGAGACAAGACCAGCAGGUCUCAGAGGCAGAAAGCUUCUGCUGCUUCUAGUGGUGGUGUGGUUGUAAAGGUAGCGGUACUUCUGGCAGCCAGAGUGCGAGAGAACGACUCACUGACAACAGUAGUGAAGGCGGCGUAGUGUCGUCCAUCACUACUACUACUGCCGGCAGCACUUGCGUGUUGGACAGUGUUCAGAAAGCAGAGAGGACAGUGACGACGGUAGUGAGCACGACCUCUUUGACGCCGGCCUUUUCUCCCACCGUGGUCCUCUCCUCUUUACCUCGUGCCACUUCUGUCGAGUUCGGUAGAAAGGACAGCAAACAGACCACCUCCUCGCGGAAAAAACCAACGCUCAGUCGAAAAGCCAGCGACGAGGAGAGCGAGAAAAAGAAGACAACGGUAGCUGCGGGUAAACAUGGAGUUGCUGGCCCCGAAUCGCUGCUGGUUUCUUGUCGUAAUCCCGUGACUGGCGAGGAUGCAGCAACAGCGGCCAGACAGCUAGUGUCCCACUCGCACACUCCCCCAGCUGCUGAGAGCGACGAGAGAGCGUUGGUGGGGGACUGCUCGACCACCGCAGGGGAUCAGCCCGAAGACACUAGCAUGCACCUCAAGAAGCAGCAGGCUUUGCUGGCUGGCCGCAACAACAGCAGCCCCAGCUCCUCCAUUGCCUCCCAGACGGCCGCCCUGCCCGCCGGCAUCGACGUGACGCGCUCGCUGACGGAUCAACUGACGAAGCUGGCCAAAGCCGACAAGUUGGCCCUCGGGGGCGACAGCAAGUCGGAUACAGACAGCAGCACUAGCACCACAGAGGCCGCUGUCACGCCGGUUAUCAACACCGUGUCGCACUCUGCAGACAGAGGUGAUAGCAGCAGCAACAACAACAAGGUUCAGGAGUUGUUUAGCGAGCGCCAUCGGGAGGCCAGCGCUUUCACGUGCGUGCAAACUACCGCUUCCCGUAACAGCAACAACAGCAUCGCAACCACGCCGCUUUCCGACGACCGCGCCGAGUCGCGCGGCAAUGAAGGACAAUUGGUGGGUGAAGAGCAACGGCCCUCUUCGCGUCCAGAAGAGCGGCGCAUUAAGAGCAGCCCGGCGUCCAGCCCGCUGAUCGUGGAUCGCGGCGAGCCUGUGCACCCGUACCGCGACCCUGUGUUGAUGAGCAAGAACACUGUGCGCAGCACCCUCAACACCUGUGUCGCUCCCAGUCUGCACAAGCCCUUGGGCGGCGCUGUCACCUACGCCGUGCCCACGGCCGUGCCGGUGGGACUGACCACUUCUUCUUCCUCCUCUUCCAGCACACUUACCUCCCCUCACCCCACGUCCCUGGCGCGCUCCCUGGUUCCUGGACUGUCAUAUGCGCACCAAUUGGGCCCGGGGGUCAUCUCGCAUGGCUUGCCCAUGCCGCAUGGCUAUUCACAGCUUGACGCCCUGACCGCCCGCGGAUUGGCCGCUGCAGCCGCCGCCCAGCAGCAGCAGAUGGCGGCCCUGCAGCAAUACCAGAACACGGCACACCUGCUGCCCACGCUGCCCUACUCUGCGGCGCUGGCCGGCGGGGGCGGAGGCGGCGGCCGCCUGCCGCAACUGGAGGUGCUGCAGAAGUUUCCGCAGGGGCCUGUGCACUCCUGGCUCGGGGACGCUCUUCUACAGCGCGAACAGCUGGAACGCAAGCUAGAACAGGACCGUCUGGAGCGCGAGCAUCUCGAGCGUCUGGAACUGGAGCGCUUGGAACGUGAGCGCAUGGAGAGGGCCGAGAGGGAGCGGCGGGAAAGGAAAGAGAAGAUGGAGAGGGAGAGGCUAGAGAGAGAGAAGGUUGAGAAGGAGAAGGCUGAAAGAUUGGAACGUGAGAAAGCAGAGAGGGAAAGGCUGGAGAAAGAGCGACAGGAGCGGGAAAGGCUGCUGGAACAAAGAGAGUGGGAGCAGCGACAGGAGCGAGAGCGAAUACUGCGCGAGGCCGCCGACACCAGCGCCGCUGUGGACCAGCAUUUCACAGCGUCCCUCAGCCGGCUGGCCAACCAGAGGGGUAUGGCUCAAGGGAUGUGGCCACCAGCACCAUCAAUUUCUAAGGGAACAGGAAAGGGGCUUUUGGGAAAGACAGAAUUGCCCUCAGUUUCUCAGGGGGAGAAAGUUUCUGAUCAUCUUGAGGACGACAGGAUAAAAAGAGAGGAGCAUGAUCGGCUGGUUAUGGGAGAUGACAAGCGACACAUCCAGGGCAUCUUAGAACAGCGGGGUGAUCAGAAAUCGGAAGGAGUUACAGGGAAAGACAACAAACCAAUCUAUGGCUAUCCUCCUUACCACUACAGCAGUUCAGGAUAUCCUCUUUUUACUACUUCCUCCUCUGGCAAGCCUGAAGCCAUUAGCUUCAGUCUGUACGGUUAUCAAUCCCAGUAUUCCACAAUGACCACGGAACAGUUACAAAAGAAAGGACUGGCCCCAGGCAGUGGCAGGUCGGUUAAGGAGGAGAAGGGAAUUUAUCCCAGUCCUGCACAUUCUUCCAAUCCUUCACCACCACGAGUCAGCCAUAUGAUGCCCCCACAUCAUAGAGACAUGAAGCCACAAAGUUCUGUGAUAGUGGAAAAUAAACCAGUGGUAAAAAUAGAGAACCCUGUCACUGCUCAUUCACAUCAUCACAGUUCCUCAUCACUUUCUUCUUCCUCUUCCUCCUCAUCACCUCGUCCUCGGCCAGCACACAUGCCAGAGCAGCGAUUGGAUCCACCUUUGUCCUCUGCUGUUUCCACAAAUUCUAGCAUAUCUCAUCACAUCAUGGCAUCUACCACCACCACCAGCAUGCCCCCAACGUCUCACACCACAGCAUUUUGUGGCAUGGAUGCAAAAGGCAUGUCACGAGCACAAAGUCCAUAUAAAAUGGGCAGCCAGUUGACCCCUGGGCCAACUCAGCCACCACCACCACCCCAGCGGCAGCAAGCUUCAGGACUGUUGCAGAACCAACAACAGCCUAUAAACUAUUGCAAGUCUAGUGGGAAAAUAAAAGGUCAGAAUGUGCCAGCCCAGUCUGGGGGGCCCCUCCAAGCAGCCAUUGCUCAGCCUCCUGUGUCUUCAUCCAUUGCAUACAGCUACAGUCUCAUUCAGCAGGGUCUUGUGCCCAACCCCAUGUACACCCAGGGAACAGUCUCAGCUUCAGUUCCCCUUGGUCGAUCACAAGCUACUGCAGCAGCUACCACAACUAUUACCACUACCACUACCUCCACUCCAUCAUCCGUGGCCUCUGUGCACAAUCCAUAUUUAUCCACAGGCCCUCCAUCUGCAACACAGCAAACUGGCAAGCAUCCUCAACACAGUCCUACAAGUGGGGGGAAUAAACGGAAAGCUGUAAGUGGGGGCAGAGACAAUGGAACAAUACAGAAGCGUUCAAAGGCAGCAACAGCAGAAAGUGAAGCCAACAAACGAAGGACUCCUACCACAAGCAUGGUGUCGGUGCCUGUCACCACACCUCAGGUCCUGAUCAAUCCUUCACCGUACACUACAAGCAGUGCUGUCAAUUUGCAGCCAGGAAACCCACCAACUGCUACCCCAGAUGGAUUCCUGGACAGUUUCCGGUCAUUUGUCGAGACCACAGUGCAUAAAGCUUUUCUCCAAGACCAGGAGCUGGAACUUGAGAAAGAGGAGCAUGAACGCUUGCAGAAACAGGAACUGCAACAAAAACAGCAGCAGCAAGGACAGGGUGGGUUUGAAAAGGUAGAUCCUCCAGUAGUACUCAGCAGAGAGGAUGUGUCCCAGUCACCAUUAAUGCCCACUACAGCACCACAGACUCCAGUUACUAUGGACAUGGUGAACCGUGUGGCCAAUGGCCAGGUGGAUACAGACAGUGACACCCUCAGUGCUCCAAGCCCCCCACCUUCUCAGACCAGAAUGGAUGCCAGUCCACAUGGAAGGGGUGGUGCUGCAAUUGCAACUAAAGUGAAAAAGGCUUGGCUGCAACGGCACUCGGGUGAGGACAAAAAGUGCAUUGUGUUGCAGGCUUCCCCGUCCCCACUUGCACUUGUUCAGGAGGAUUCUAAUUCCAGUCAGUCAACUUCCAGAGAAGUGAAAUGUUUCUUAAAAGAUGCUGUGACGUCUGUGUUGGAUUCGUCCGCUUCGUCAGCUAAUGGUGAAGGGACAGCUUCUCCAGCACCGAGCAUCAUUCUGGCCAAUGGCAAUAUUUCUGAUCUCAAGCAUGCUAACGAUGAAUCUACCUCAUCUGCAUCAGAAACUGAGUCACAGAGUCCUGCCAUGGCUAAGAAGCGUGCCAAAUCCAAAAAGUCCAUUUUUAGUAAAAAAGUGAAAACUGAAGACCGAGGAUCUUUGUCCCCUACACACGGGGAAAGUAAUAACACCACACCUAACAAUGUUCGCAAGAAGAAUCCCAGCAAGCGCCCCAAAACUGACUCCAAGGACAACCCAAAACCAAAGGAAAAGCAAGAUACCCACGAGACAUCCUCCACGCUACCUUCUCAACUGUCAAUAGCAAAGCAAUCACCAGUCUUAGCACAGUCAUCAGCAUCAUCAUCCCCGAUCACUGUUAAAAAGACUGAGGGGCGGCCUGUAAAAGGUUUAUUGCCCUCUAAGCAUGCCUGUGAUGAUAGCCCGCAGCCAUCCAGCCAAGAUUCAGAGAAGGAUAGCGACUCAAAUGGCAAAGACAGAAAAAAGACUCGGCGCAGCAGAGAUAAUUUCAGAGAGUCUCCGUCAAAAAAUGAUGAAGGAUCGUCUUUCAAUAAACCACUGGUUAAAGAUUCGGUGGCCACCCUGAAGCGCACUGGAGCACCAUUUAUACAGGACGGUCCUUGCAGUGAGGUUACACCAAAGCUGUCCAAGUGUCGAGAAUGUAAGAUGACUCCAACACAGCGAAGUAAAAAGAUUCCCAACAUCUUCUGUAGAUUUUAUGCUUUUCGAAGAUUAAAGUAUAGUGCAAAAGGUAGUGUGACAAUAGCAGGAUUCUCGGAACUUUCAGAUGCAGAUCCAGAUGAUAUAGAGCCUUGGCUCCCUCGAUAUCCAACUGAAGAUCCACAACUUGAUGAUGAGAAUGCAAAGUUUAUCAUUGCUAAAGUGGGGGACAAGUUCUGCGAAUUGGUGGAGCAAGAGAAGGAAGCAAAGUCCUGGGCUGGGGAUGAUGCUAAAAUUGCAUGGAAACGAGCUGUAACAGGAGUGCGUGAAAUGUGUGAUGUGUGUGACACCACAUUAUUCAACAUGCACUGGGUGUGUCACAAAUGCGGCUUUGUGGUCUGCUUAGACUGUUAUAAGUCCAAAAUGAAGUCAAAUGCAGAUGGCAAAAAUGAAGACUGCUGCAAGUGGCUGACAUGCAGUUCUAAUCGCCAAGCACAUGAAGCAGAAAAACUAAUGCUGACACAAAUCAUCCCAAGCGAUGCACUGUGGGAACUGGGUCGUCUUAUCCAUGAUAUUCGCCGUAAAUGGUCAAUCCCAGCCAAGUGCCCAUGUGGACAAAAUACUAUUGACAGCAAGUCUGCCAACAAAAAUGGAAUGAACCAGCUGGUGAAGAAGAUGAUGAAUGGAAUUGGAGAUGAGUCAGGAAAGAGAGGGAAAAAGAAUCUAGCACUACAUCAUAAUGAAGAUAAGCUUGUUGAACAAGAUGAGUUUAACCAAGACUCGCUAGCCCUUUUAGCAAAUGUAGCUGCCUUGAGAGGUGGGGACAAGCCUGAUAAACGUUCUUCAAAAGCAGAGAAAAUCACAGAAGAUGACCUUCUUGGAGAGGAUGGUGACAAAAAGUCUUCUGGCAGCUGUUCCACAUUGCGAGAACUAUUGACUAAGACAGCUGGAAAAGGCAAAGUACCUAACGAGAAAAAGACAAGACCAAAAACUAGUGGCAGUUCACUGGACAACAUCAUUCAGUCUGUGGUGGAGAAGAGCUGUCGUGAUCUUGACACUGGAUCUCAGCCAUUCAAGUUUCUUCAUUAUAUCCCUCGGCUUGGCCAGUGGAACCGCGAACUGCCCAUAAUUGCUCACAGUCUUACAGAGACUUCUGUGUUAUACCCAGACGUUCCUCACUCCUGGCUUUGUGAUGGUCGACUGCUGCGUCUACACGAUCCCAGGCACAAGGGAAAUUUGAAGAUCUUCCAGGAGCAGUGGAAGCGUGGACAGCCAGUCCUGGUGUCCUGUGUAAACAAACUGGUCAACGCAGAAUUGUGGCACCCUGAAUCUUUCAGCAAUGAAUUUGGUCAUCUUGAAAAUGACCUGGUCAAUUGCCGUAAUGGCAAUGUCAUUGUUGGCAACCCAAUGAAAGACUUUUGGGAUGGAUUUGAAUCAAUUGAAAAUCGUCUUCUGGAUGAAGAUAGCUUCCCUAUGCUUUUAAAGCUGAAGGACUGGCCACCAGGUGAUGACUUCUCAGACAUGCUUCCAUCUCGUUUCCAAGACCUUAUGCAAGCAUUGCCACUUCCAGAGUACACUGGCCGUAAUGGCAAACUUAACUUGGCUUCACGUCUCCCAGACUUUCUUGUGCGUCCUGAUUUGGGUCCUAAAAUGUAUAAUGCCUAUGGAUCUGCCAAGUAUCCUAAAGAGGGUACUACUAACUUGCACCUGGAUAUAUCAGAUGCUGUCAAUGUAUUGGUGUAUGUGGGUGUCCCCAGUGAUGGACCAAGAGGACGGAAAGAGCAUGAGGAAGCGGCUGUUAAGGCUAUUGAUGAGGCUGGGUGUGACAACAUUACAAAGCGACGUGUGCGAGAGGUGCAUGAAAUACCAGGAGCACUCUGGCAAAUCUAUGAUGCCCAUGAUGCAGACAAGAUUCGUGACUUUUUGAAUAAGGUGGCAAAGGAACGAGGUGAGACCAUUGAACCUGACCAUGACUCUAUUCAUGAUCAGAGCUGGUACCUUGACGAAGAACUACGUGAACGUCUUUUAAAAGAGUAUGGUGUGCAGGGCUACACAAUAGUUCAGUGUCUGGGGGAUGCCAUUUUCAUUCCUGCUGGUGCACCCCAUCAGGUGCGUAAUUUGCACAGCUGUAUAAAAGUAGCUGAGGACUUUGUCUCUCCUGAGCACCUAAACCACUGCUUUCGCUUGACACAAGAGUUCCGCCAGUUGUCAGAUACACACUCUAAUCAUGAAGACAAACUGCAGGUAAAGAACAUCAUCUAUCAUGCUGUGAAAGACGCAAUAGCAGUACUCCGGGAACUGGAUCCAGACGACAAAAAGUAAGAGUACAGUGCUGUCUGAAUGGGUCUGGCAUCCUUCCCACAUAGUCUUCCAUUUCAUAGAGCACAAGAGAGACAAGUGCCAUAGUGUCAAGACUGCAGUACAGACACUGUUCAGCAUCUGGCCCAGAGAGUUGAGUGGGUGGGCCAUGAUCAGGGCCUCCACUUUGGUUUCACAUAGUUGCUGCUGCAGCGAAUACUUGGCCAUGACAGUGGACAAACAAGAACGGCAGUUGAAAGACUGCACCUUCUCGCAUCUAGAGAGAAUCCAUUUCGACAAGAUUACUCCGAAAGAAGUCUUUUGUUUUUCAAAAGAGGAAGCAUUUCUCUGACACAAACACAAAUGGCAAGUAAAGAUGUGUACAUUUUCUUGCUCAACAAGUUACGAUGUUCUAAAAAUGCACAAGAUUGUGUUCAACUGCCUAGCAGACUGGACCAUAUGACAAGUGGUGGGCAAGACUUGUGUCAGCACAAGCAGCACCAGGGCCAUAUACGUGUUUUGUGUGCAGGUAGUGAUCAUUACGUGGAUGUUUGCAAGGAGUAUCUCUACACAGGCUAGGUCUGCUGCAAGCAGAACAAGUUUACUUAUUUGUUGCUUAGUGGCUGCAUCUCUGCCAGCCUUUUUUUUUUUUUUUCUCUUGGAGGUGAACAUCGGUGGUGGCAGACUAAACAAUGCCUUUUAACAAAACUUGGCAUGGAGAAUAUGGUCCUGACUGAUAAAGCCUGGAUUUCUUUCUUCCUCAUGUGGCCUAAUGAGACACCAAUUUUAUUUGUUUUUUUUUUAACUGCACACUGCUGACACUAGGGAUGGGGGUAAACAACUAUGGACAGAGUAACUUGGAUGGUCAAGAAGGCGCAAUCUGUGUCCUGCAACAUCCUGAAGACUUAAAUGAUGUGACACUUGCUGCUGUCCCCUAUCCAGUGGCGGGCACUCUGAGGAUGAUGACAUUGAUGUUGUAAGCAUGUUGUCAAGAUGUUGCCCACCCCCUCUUUCCAUAGGGACACGUGAUUAACUAGAAGAAUGGUUGGUAGUAGUGAGUGUGUGAUUUAAUUAAGUUGGGUUUUUUUUCCCCUCCUUUGAAGAGAACUGCGCGAGAGUGAAUUGUUGCAGUGUGAGCGCUGAUGGGGGAAAUGGUGGUGAGGGUAACUGCCAUGUAUACAGCUGUUCAGUGCAGAGCUAUCCCAUUGUAAUCAGCCCAUGAGAGAGGUGGCUGCUCAAUAACUUUUUAAUCCUCAGGAAAUGAUUGUGGUACUUUGUUUCUUCUAAAGAGGAAUGCACUUCUUUUCUUCCUCACUUUUCCCCUGUCUGUUUUUCUGACUCUUGUCUCAGCUUGCUUCCUCCCACCCAGUUUGGACUAAAUAAAAGUGUUGUUGUUACAGUUUGCUGGAUUGUCCUUUGAAUUAUUGCAUGGUCAUUUGUGAUUGACUUGGUCAGGGAGUUGGCAUUCACAAAUUGUAAUUUCUGUACACCAAGCUUCUUUCAUUGUGUCCAUAUAAAUCAGAGUUAUCUAUGUAUAUUCAUUGCAUAUUCCCUGGAUAUAAAUUAUUUGUUUUCUUCAGAUGACAGGGGAAAUAUUUACCAUUUUGUUUGUUAUUGUUUACAAAAUAGAGGAAGCACUAUGGUUGUUAAAGGUAAUCUUUCAACUUGAUCAGCUGUAAGUAGUGUUUCCACUGGUCAGUGUUAUUGCCUGAACUCAAGCAGCCUAAAUGUUUGUGUGCGUCCCGUAACGUGUCUGAUGUGCUGUCCUUGACUAAGGCACCUGAAGCUUGUCAGCUGGCCAGUUGGUCAGCAAACACAACAAUGGCACAUGUGUAUGUGUUGGCUGCUGGUGAACACCAUCAUAGGGGCUAGUUCAAUCAGGAGCUAGUCUCAUCAUUUCCAACCCAUCAUCACUAGUUUACAUUUAAAAAAACACUGCUUUGCUUGUCAAUAUGAAAACCCACCAGCAGAAGAGAAAUGGGGCCACUCUCCUUCUCCAGUCUCUGGCACUCUGUUCAUUGUUCAAUUUUUCCAUUUUCAUGUUAUAUAGGUUCAGUUUACACUUUGUUCUGUUCGUUGUUGCUGACAUUUCUUGUAGCCUGGAAACUUUGUUUCAAAUGCAUUGUGUAUGUGACAUGCAAAAAAAAAAAAAAAAGUUCAAUACAUUAUGCUUCGAUUGCUUUCAGAUUAAUUCGACCAUGUUCAUUUAGUUGAAAGGCUGGUGUUGCAGGCUUAUGUGUAGCAUGUUGUAAGUGGGUUUAGGAUUGAACCUACUGCACAGUGACCCAGCUCUUGGUUCGAAACACUGCUCGCGACUGGAGUGGCUUCGUCACCAUCAAAGAUGGACAGGGGCCCUUUAGUGUGUCGGAUGUGCAUUGGGUGUGGUCCUUGCCUCAGACACCAAAGACCAUUGCUAUGUACAUAAAGAAGACCUCAUAGAAUAUUUUUAUAAAAGGAAAAAAGGAGCAGAUUUUGCUCUGUUUUGUGCUGGCGUCGGACAACAGUGUUACGCAUAACAAGCUAGAGAAUGUUAGCAUUGUCGCAUCAUUCUGAAGAUGUCAUAAAAUUAAAAAAUAUUCCUCAGAUUA
Molecule: messenger RNA, 10131 nt
Organism: Pomacea canaliculata
Lineage: Eukaryota; Metazoa; Mollusca; Gastropoda; Architaenioglossa; Ampullariidae
Product: probable JmjC domain-containing histone demethylation protein 2C
Exons: 20
Coding region: 1028-7567 (2179 amino acids)
Biological process (GO): regulation of transcription by RNA polymerase II
Cellular component (GO): chromatin; histone deacetylase complex
Molecular function (GO): histone H3K9 demethylase activity; chromatin DNA binding; transcription coregulator activity
Source: RefSeq, a predicted model, not a curated record